CAAUUUUAAGGAAGUUUUUGCUUAGGAACACUAGACAGCACAUCAGCACUAUACCUGGGUCAUUUUAAACAGCGAAAUCAUCAACAAAAAUACAAAAAUGUGGCAUUAAGAGACCAUAGAAAGGACACUUUUUUGCUGUAUGGUGGCUGAAACAAGGCAGAAAAUUACCUAGUUUGACUUCAGCUGGAAAUGAAUGUUGGGUAGCUCAAAAUUUUUGCCAUUCUAUACAUGCAUUAUGUCUACAAAUGACCACAAAAGUGCCACAACUAUUAUUUAGGGGUUACAAAUAAAUUUUAGUGAGUGGCAUAUUUGCAAGUAUGGAAUCUGCAAAUAAUGAGAACUGAGUGUCUGUGAAUACAUUCUAAAUAUUAAAAUGAAAAGUAAAAAUAUAGGACUUUCUUUCCCAUCUCUACCAUUUCCCCUCCCACUCCAUCUUUCUAGAAGUAACCAGUUUUUUGUGCAUUUACAUAUUGUGCACUUACAGAAAUAAAUACGUAUUGUUUAAUAAAUGGAUCUCAUGAUAUAUACUGUUCUAUAGUUUGCUUUUUUCCUCAGGAUGUCUUGGAUAUCUUUCCACAUCAAUAUGCACAGAAUUAUCUCAUUCUUUUUUAAUAUUCUGUGGUGUGCAUGAACCAUUAUUUAGCCAUUCCUCUCUUCAUAAGUAUUUAGUUUCUUCACUAUUAUAAUAAUGUGCAGUGAACAUUUUGUAACUGUUUCUUUGUCCGUAUGUGCAGGGUUUUCUCUGGAUUACAUAUAUAAAAAUGAAAUUGCUGAGCAGAAAGGUAUAUACACUUUAAAUUUUGUUAGAAAGGUAAUUGUAUCAGUUGGAUCCUCUGGGAUGCUGACACUGAGAUGGAGUUAGAACUGCAAGCAGCGUUCGAAGGAGCACUCACUGUGGGCCUCGUGCGACAGUGUCAAACAAUCCAUGGACGAGACCGGACAUGCAUCCCACCUCGGCUUCCCCCAGAGUGGGUCACCACACUGUUUUUUAUCAUCAUGGGAAUCAUUUCAUUGACUGUCACAUGUGGUUUGCUGGUGGCUUCCCACUGGCGGAGAGAAGCUACAAAAUAUGCCCGAUGGAUAGCAUUCACUGGAAUGAUCCUUUUCUGUAUGGCUGCCCUAAUAUUUCCGAUAGGAUUUUACAUCAAUGAAGUCGGAGGUCAACCUUAUAAAUUACCCAACAACACAGUGGUUGGGUCAUCAUAUGUACUUUUUGUCUUAUCAAUUUUCUUUACAAUAGUAGGACUUCUAUUUGCUGGCAAAGUUUGUUUACCAGGCUGAUGAAUGUCUAAAUUGCUCAACUCUUUUAUUAUUUUUUAUUUUAUUUUAUUUUUUUAUUUUUGGAGGGGGGAGGACAAAGGCAAGGCAUCUGAGUAGUCCUCUCAUAGGAGGAUGCUUAGAUGAAACUGAUGGUGAAAAGGAAAAAAAAAAUG
Molecule: messenger RNA, 1433 nt
Organism: Ailuropoda melanoleuca (giant panda)
Lineage: Eukaryota; Metazoa; Chordata; Mammalia; Carnivora; Ursidae
Gene: MOSMO
Product: modulator of smoothened
Exons: 3
Coding region: 853-1281 (142 amino acids)
Biological process (GO): negative regulation of smoothened signaling pathway
Cellular component (GO): Golgi apparatus; ciliary membrane
Source: RefSeq, a predicted model, not a curated record